This is a messenger RNA of Spea bombifrons (plains spadefoot toad), 3375 nucleotides long. RefSeq names its product Rho GTPase activating protein 10 (gene ARHGAP10). Gene Ontology annotation, molecular function: protein binding; GTPase activator activity. Gene Ontology annotation, cellular component: cytoplasm. The coding region runs from base 255 to 2603 and encodes 782 amino acids. The record is from RefSeq and is a predicted model, not a curated record. The transcript is spliced from 23 exons. Lineage: Eukaryota; Metazoa; Chordata; Amphibia; Anura; Pelobatidae. Gene Ontology annotation, biological process: signal transduction.
GGCUGGAAGGAGCUCAGCGUCUUGGCACAAGAGUGUCAAUGAAACCUAGCAGUCUAUUUUUUUGAAUUGUUACUCCUCAUGGCGGCUGUCUGUUGUUAAGUAGUGGAUCGGUGCUGUGCGGCAGCAUUCCGGAGCCAGGUGACCUGCGGCUGGCCGUGUCGCCUGUCUGCCUAUUUAUGUGCUUGUGUCUCGGUUGCCUAUUAAGGGAUUUGCAGGGCACGGAGGAUCUGAGCCGGGACUGGUGAGCUGGAAUCAUGGGGCUGCAGCCCUUGGAGUUCAGCGACUGCUACCUGGACAGCCCCUGGCUGAGGGAGAGGAUCCGCUCGCACGAGUCGGAGCUGGACCGAACCAACAAGUUUCUUAAGGAGCUUUUAAAGGAUGGGAAGAACCUCAUUGCUGCUACAAAAAGUCUUUCCACGGCUCAGAGAAAGUUUGCCAAUUCCCUGCGAGAUUUUAAGUUUGAAUUCAUUGGCGAUGCAGAGACCGAUGACGAGAGGUGUAUCGACGCUUCUCUGCAGGAGUUUUCUACAUUUUUACGAAACCUUGAGGAGCAGAGAGAAAUCAUGGCUUUAAGUAUAACCGAGACCCUGAUUAAACCCUUGGAGAGGUUUCGGAAGGAACAGUUGGGAGCAGUUAAGGAGGAAAAGAAGAAAUUCGAUAAAGAGACAGAGAAAAAUUAUAGCAUUUUGGACAAACAUUUAAGUUUGUCAGCUAAGAAGAAAGAACCACAUCUGCAAGAGGCAGAUUGCCAAGUGGAGCAAAACCGACAACAUUUUUACGAGCUGUCGCUUGAAUAUGUAUGUAAACUGCAGGAAAUCCAGGAGCGGAAAAAAUUUGAGUUUGUGGAACCUAUGCUUGCAUUCUUUCAAGGGAUUUUCACAUUUUACCAUCAAGGAUAUGAGCUCGCUAAGGAUUUUAAUCACUACAAACUUGAGUUGCAAAUCAACAUUCAAAAUACACGGAAUCGUUUUGAAGGAACACGGUCAGAGGUUGAAGAACUCCUGAAGAAAAUCCAAACAAAUCCACAGGAGCAUAAAAGAGCCGGUGCAUUUACAAUGGAAGGUUAUUUAUAUGUACAGGAAAAACGACCUGCUCCUUUCGGAUCCAGCUGGGUAAAACACUACUGCACGUAUAAAAAGGAUUCGAAAACCUUCACCAUGUAUCCAUUCGAGCACAGAUCCGGAGGAAAAAUUGGCGACGGAGAGAAUUUCACUCUUAAGUACUGCAUCAAACGAUACACAGAUUCUAUAGACAGGAGAUUCUGCUUUGAUGUUGAAGCUGUAGAGCGGCCUGGUGUCUUGAUUACAAUGCAAGCUUUUUCAGAAGAAGAUCGGUGUCUAUGGAUGGAAGUUUUGGAUGGAAAAGGAGCUGGCUUCCUCACUUUGAGCAGAUCUACAAGGAGAACUGAGGGUGGUGCACAACUAGACAAAAAUGGUCUUGAAAUUGUGAAAAACUGUAUCCAUGCUGUUGAAACUAUGGGUAUUAAUGACCAAGGACUGUACAGGGUUGUGGGGGUGAGUUCAAAGGUCCAGAGACUUCUGAGUUUGUUGCUGGAUGUGAAAACGUGUGAUGUGGACCUGCAUAGUGGAGAGUGGGAGGUGAAGACUAUCACUAGCGCUUUGAAGCUAUAUCUGAGAAGCCUGCCAGAACCGCUGAUGACAUACGAGCUGCACGAACAGUUCAUCAAUCCUGCCAAAAGUGGGAGCCCAGAAUCCAGGGUGAACGCCAUUCACUUUUUAAUUUAUAAACUUCCUGAUAAGAACAGAGAAAUGUUGGAUAUUCUCAUCAAGCAUUUAGCCAAUGUUUCAAAACAUGCCAAGCAGAAUUUGAUGACUGUCGCUAAUCUUGGUGUUGUGUUUGGUCCGACAUUAAUGAGGCCUCAAGAGGAAACCGUCGCAGGCAUUAUGGAUUUGAAGUUUCAGAAUAUUGUGGUGGAAAUCCUGAUAGAAAAUCAUAAGAAGAUAUUUAGUAACCCUCCUGAUGACUCUGUGGGAGAGCCGCUAUCUAUGUCCAUAUCUCCUCCGAGUGCCCCUCCACGGCAGUCAAGAAGACAACGUAACAAGAGACCCCUUGCUGUAUACAAUCUCUGCUUGGAGCUUGACAAUAUUGAGAAUAACAGUCCUCCCAAGGAAGAUACACCCACCGGUAGCAUAGACUCCCUUUCUCCGCAGCCACUCACGCCAACUGUGUGUCCUAUAACUGAGGAGAAGAAUCACCUCUCGGCAGAGAGUGCUUUGGAUUGGGCUAUCUCUCCGCCUAGCCCGGUUCAUUCUGCAAUGGUAUCAUGGAUGAAUAGCGAGCCGUGUGCAUCGUCAACAGAAUCUGCCUUUCCAGCCAAAGCUGCCCAGUCACGACAUCCGGAACUUGAAGAGGCAUCCUCUCUUCUCGCGUCUCUGACUGCACUAUGUGACAAGCCAGAAAGCACCUCUUAUAGAAAGGCAAAAGCUGUAUUUCCCUGCGAAGCAGAGCACAGCUCAGAGUUAUCUUUUCAAGUAGGAGCUGUAUUUGAGGACGUUCAUUACUCAAGAGAGCCAGGAUGGCUUGAAGGGACAUUAAAUGGCAAAACUGGACUUAUUCCACAGAAUUAUGUUGAAUUUCUCUAGCCAUACAUGUUAAAUGCUCUAAAGAUGUUCAUGGUAUCCAUGGGUAUUCCACUCCAGCCUCUGUCUCCCCGUCCCGUUAUUGACUGCUUUUCUCGCUGCCACAACAUUGGUAGAAAAGAAAAAAGAAACAUGGGGGGUUCUUUUAUGAGAAGAUGUAUAUUGCUGCAAAACUGAGAUUACAUGUUUUACAAAGAUAUUUUAUUAUACCGUUUCUUUUUUUUUUGUGCUUUUAAUUUUUAUCAACCACCAUAAGUGAAAUAUUUGAUUAUCUUAUAUGUCACUCAUUUUAAAAUUUCAUUCCUGGUUAAUGAGACUGUUUUUGUGCAAUUAUAUUUAAAUUAAGAGUAAUGUAUUGCCUUUUGAGUGCAUAUUUACUAGUUUUACACGCAUGGAUUCACGUAUAAUAUAAAAUGCCACAGCUUUUCCAGGAGCUGUUAAAAACUGAUGUAGCACAUUUUCACCUUUUUAAGGGCUUUUGAUGCAAUAAUUGUAUACACGUUGUAAAGGUGGGCUCACGUGCAGUUUACAAAUUAUUUUGUAUUUUCUCUUUUUUCAGUCUGCUUUACUUCACACACAUGGUGUCAGAGGAGUAUAUAAAGUGUAUUAUGUACCCAUCUGCCUCAUCGGUCAUUGGAAUAUGUUUUUUAGACAUUACGUUUAAUUCUUAUUGUUUUGUUUUUUCAUUUUGCUUGUUUUUCCACUUGUAAUGUGUUAAUGUUUUAAACUAUAGUACUGCCAAUUUCCACUUUUCCCAAAUAAAAUGUUACUACUA